Cylicocyclus nassatus is the source of this 1710-nucleotide messenger RNA. The record is from the annotation of a GenBank genome assembly. Lineage: Eukaryota; Metazoa; Nematoda; Chromadorea; Rhabditida; Strongylidae.
AUGCAAAGAGAGGGGCGUGCUGAUGUACCCGUUUCAAACUUCCAGCUGCUUCUUGAAUUGGCCAAGAACGACAUGGUGUUUCGCUUUCAUUUGUCGCUUUCCAUGAUUCUGUCAUUAUGUAAGUGUGCAUCUAUCAGCAAUGACAACUACUUUCCAGCAAUAUUCCCCCACUAUUUCAAAGGAUACAGGUAUUCGGUGAUGAAUGACAACGAAGGGGUAGAUUUUGAGCAAGCUGAAAAGAAUUGCCAAAACUGUAAUUCUCACUUGAUAUCUGUCCAUGGGAGAGUGGAAAUGGAUUUCAUAAAGCAAAUAACGAAAAGGAUGUCAACGUCGAACUCAUGGAUAGGAUUGAUGCAAAAGAACACUAUCUCCACUUCUCCACAGUCAUCGUUUGUAUGGCUGGAUGGAACACCAGUGAAUUAUACUAACUGGGCUGAAGGAGAGCCACAUCAUGUUAGAGGAGAAGAUACCUGUGUCAGCAUGCUAUAUGGAAAUGGGAAAACAUUUGGACAAUGGCAAGUGACCAACUGUCAUAAUAAGACGAAAAAUUACGUGUGCAAGUCAUCAGCAGAGGAAAUGAGCGCCAUACUGACGACUAAACCUUAUGGUCGUGAAUCAAACAGAUCUUGCGAAGAAACAGAUGGGCAUUUUUCCUAUUGCUUUGAAAAUCAUAGAUACGCGCUGAUACCUUAUCCACAAGGAGUAAACUGGGAGGAAGGUCAAAAAGAGUGCGAGAAAUACCAUUCAAACCUAGCCUCUAUACAUAAUCAGGAAGAAAUGGAGUUUAUCAAAUACAUAGCGCGAACGCGACUGUCAUUCGAAAGAGUAUGGAUAGGACUGCAACGAAAAGAUUUGCCAUACGAUACCACGAAAGUUGGUUUCUAUUGGAGUGACGGAUCGGUGACCGAUUAUACCAACUGGGCUCGUGACCAACCACAUUCUGCUGAUGACGCAUUUUGUACCAGUAUGAUAAGCGACCUAAGCGGAAAAUAUGGGCAGUGGGAAUUAAAUCUUUGCUACAAUAGAAGUUCUGGUAUAUUAUGCAAAAAGUCCGCAGGAAAGAAUGGAUGCGAGACAGCAGUUCGCGUGAAAAGGUCAAACGAAGGCGGUAAAGACAAAAGUACACCUUGCGCUGAAUGCACAGAAGAAACAUGCACUGGAUGCACAGAAGAGACCUGCCCUGAAUGCGAAGGAACCUGCACUGACUGCACGGAAGAAACCUGCGAUGAGUGCACAGGAACAGGUGAAGAUUGCGAAGACGAUUGUUUCUGUGACGAAGAUGGAGAAUGUGAAUGCGAAGGUGAUAAAAACUCAACACCAGGAGGUGGAGAACGUACCACAGGAACAGAUGAAGAUUGUGAAGACGACGAUUGUUUCUGUGACGAAGAUGGAGAAUGUGAAUGCGAAGGUGAUGAAAGCUCAACACCAGGAGGUGGAGAACAUAAAACUACGAAGGAGCGUCAGUGUAUCUGUGAAAAGGGAACAGAACCAUGCUGCGCUAAAAUUACAAAAACUCAUCAACACGGAGUCAGUACCACACCCGCAGGUGAAUGCGAUAAUUGCAUGCAAGAGGAUUGCAAAACAGGAAGAGAAGAGGGUUGCAUAGAAGUGGAUCGUGCAACAACACCAGGAGGCGGAAGUGAUAGUUGUGAGGGUGCUGCAUCGACGACAUUGUCCGUGAAUUGGGGUGCUAUCCAGAUUAUAUGGUAA